Molecule: messenger RNA, 7845 nt
Organism: Mya arenaria
Lineage: Eukaryota; Metazoa; Mollusca; Bivalvia; Myida; Myidae
Product: DNA-directed RNA polymerase II subunit RPB1-like
Exons: 26
Coding region: 233-6085 (1950 amino acids)
Biological process (GO): transcription by RNA polymerase II
Cellular component (GO): RNA polymerase II, core complex
Molecular function (GO): DNA binding
Source: RefSeq, a predicted model, not a curated record
GAAGACACUUAGUACACGACUACAGUGGAAAAGGAUUUUAGAGACUUACCUGCUGACAAACAAAAAGGAUAUUAGCUAUAAAUGUGCUAUUCGCAUGAAAGAAAAACCCCGAAGACUUUUUGGCUGAAAAACCGAACAUGAAAUAAACAUAAUAGUAUUAUUCACAAAGAAAUAGUCGACCGCCUUGUCGGCCAUCUUAAUUGUCAAAAAUUAAAAGUUCCACCGCGAAAGAAUGGCCUACACCGGCGAUUCCAACGCAACUUUGAGAGAUGCAAAGCGAGUGCAGUUUGGUAUUCUGGGCCCAGAUGAACUUCGACGGUUGUCGGUAACUGAAGGAGGUCUCAAAUACUCAGAGACGAUGGAGGGAGGAAGACCGAAGCUCGGAGGACUGAUGGACCCAAGACAGGGUGUCAUUGAUCGCUCAGCACGAUGCCAGACAUGUGCUGGAAACAUGUCUGAAUGCCCAGGGCAUUUCGCUCACAUUGAACUGGCCAAGCCUGUAUUUCACGUUGGUUUUCUUACAAAGACGAUCAAAGUGCUGAGAUGCGUUUGUUUCUACUGCUCCAAACUGCUUGUCGAGCCUUCCAACCCAAAGAUGAAGGAUGUCUUGUCUCGAUCAAAGGGUCAGCCCGGAAAGCGUCUGUCGGCUGUUUAUGACCUGUGUAGGACAAGGAAGGAGUGUGAGGGAGGCGACGAGAUGGACACCAAGCUAGAAAAGGACGACCCUGGCAGGGAGGGGAAUGAUGCGAAGAAAAAGAUUGGGCAUGGGGGUUGUGGACGCUACCAACCUAUCAUCCGUCGAAUGGGGCUGGACCUGACAUGUGAGUGGAAGAAAACAAAUGAGGAGAACCAGGAGAAGAAGAUUGUCCUCACUGCCGAGAGGGUGUACGAGAUACUCAAGAGGAUCUCAGAUGAAGAAUCCACUGUUUUGGGUAUGGACCCAAAGUUUGCCCGUCCGGAUUGGAUGGUUCUCACGGUUAUGCCUGUUCCCCCUCUGUGUGUGAGACCUGCUGUGGUCAUGUUUGGGUCUGCCAGGAACCAGGACGAUUUGACCCACAAGCUGUCUGACAUCAUCAAGGCAAACAAUAACCUGAAGCGGAAUGAACAGAACGGAGCAGCAGCCCACAUCAUUGCUGAAGACACGAAGAUGCUUCAGUUCCAUGUGGCUACAUUCACAGACAAUGAAUUACCAGGGCUGCCCAGGGCUGUACAAAAGUCAGGUCGCCCGUUGAAGUCUGUCAAACAGCGGUUGAAAGGUAAAGAAGGUCGUGUGAGAGGAAACUUGAUGGGUAAGCGUGUUGACUUCUCCGCCCGUACUGUCAUCACACCCGACCCUAACCUCCGCAUCGACCAAGUUGGCGUUCCCAGGACUAUUGCACAGAAUAUGACAUUCCCAGAGCUUGUCACACCAUUUAACAUCGACAGACUACAUGAUCUUGUGCGUCGAGGUGCGAACCAAUACCCUGGAGCCAAGUACAUUGUAAGAGAAAAUGGCGAGAGAAUUGAUCUCCGCUUUCAUCCCAAGGCCAGCGACCUUCAUCUCCAGAUUGGGUACAAGGUUGAGCGUCACAUGCAGGAUGGUGACUACGUGGUGUUUAAUCGUCAGCCCACACUGCAUAAGAUGAGUAUGAUGUGUCAUCAGGUGAAAAUCCUGCCCUGGUCCACAUUCAGAAUGAACCUCAGUGUGACAACACCAUACAACGCUGACUUUGACGGAGAUGAGAUGAAUCUCCAUCUGGCCCAGUCUUUGGAGACCCGGGCAGAGAUCUCCCAGCUGGCAUCUGUCCCCCGUAUGAUCAUUACGCCCCAGUCAAACAGGCCCGUCAUGGGAAUUGUACAGGACACCCUCACGGCUGUCCGCAAGAUGACCAAACGGGAUGUGUUUUUAACCAGGGGUGAGGUAAUGAACAUUCUCAUGUUCCUGCCCAGCUGGGACGGCCACAUGCCACAGCCAGCCAUCCUGAAGCCCAAACCCCAGUGGACGGGCAAGCAGAUCUUCUCUCUGAUCAUUCCCGGCAGGGUGAACCUGAUCAGAACACACAGCACACAUCCGGACGAGGAGGAUAAAGGCCCGUAUAGGUGGAUCUCCCCUGGUGAUACUAAGGUGUUGAUAGAAGAUGGAGAAUUGAUGUCUGGAAUCCUUUGUAAGAAAUCCCUGGGGACAUCAGCUGGUGCCUUGGCCCACGUCGUCUUCCUGGAGAUGGGAUAUGAGAUCGCAGGUUACCUGUAUGGUAAUAUCCAGACCGUUGUGAACAACUGGCUACUGAUCGAAGGUCAUAGUAUCGGUAUUGGUGACACAAUUGCCGAUCCAGAGACUUACAUCGAGAUUCAGGACACAAUCAAGAAAGCUAAGUUGGACGUGAUAGAAGUGAUUGAGAAAGCUCACAACGAUGAGCUUGAGCCGACCCCUGGUAACACACUGAGACAGACGUUUGAGAACCAGGUGAACAGAAUCCUCAAUGACGCUCGUGACAAGACUGGAAGUAAAGCUCAGAAAUCGCUGUCUGAGUUCAACAACUUCAAGGCUAUGGUGGUGGCUGGAUCCAAGGGAUCCAAGAUUAACAUCUCACAGGUUAUUGCCUGUGUAGGCCAACAGAACGUGGAGGGAAAGCGUAUCCCGUUCGGCUUCCGUCACCGCACACUACCUCACUUCAUUAAGGAUGAUUACGGGCCUGAGUCACGUGGCUUCGUGGAAAACUCGUACCUGGCCGGUCUUACACCAUCAGAGUUCUACUUUCACGCCAUGGGAGGUCGAGAGGGACUUAUUGAUACAGCUGUAAAGACAGCUGAAACUGGUUACAUUCAGAGACGUCUUAUCAAAGCCAUGGAGAGUGUUAUGAUCAAGUAUGACGGCACGGUGAGAAACCAGGUGGAGCAGUUGAUCCAGCUCCGAUACGGUGAGGAUGGGCUGGAGGCCACACGGGUUGAGUUCCAGUCCCUCCCCACGCUCAAACCAUCCAACCGGGCCUUUGAGAAAAACUUCAAGUUUGAUCCAACAAAUGAGAGACAGUUGAAGAAAAGUCUUACUGAAGACAUCAUCAAGGACUUGCUGUCUGACGCCCACUGCCUGUCAGAGAUUGAAACUGAAUGGGAGACACUGGUGAAUGACAGAGACAUGGUGCGACAGAUCUUCCCCUCCGGAGACAGCAAGAUUGUGCUGCCCUGUAAUCUGCAGAGAAUGAUCUGGAACGCUCACAAGAUCUUCAAGAUUGACAAACGGAAAGUCACAGAUAUCCACCCAAUCAAGAUCAUUGAAGAUGUUAAGCAGCUGUGUAGAAGGCUGACAGUUGUGCCAGGAGAAGACAGACUGAGUGUUCUGGCCAACCAGAACGCCACUAUCCUCAUGAAAGUGCUCAUCCGGUCCACAUUCUGCUCCAAGCGUGUCAUUGAGGAGUUCCGACUCUCUAAUGAGGCCUUUGAUUGGCUCAUUGGAGAAAUUGAGACGAAAUUCCAACAUGCACAGGUUCACCCGGGCGAGAUGGUGGGUGCUCUAGCUGCCCAGUCCCUCGGAGAGCCUGCCACCCAAAUGACACUCAACACUUUCCAUUACGCCGGAGUGUCCGCCAAGAACGUAACCCUCGGUGUGCCCAGAUUGAAGGAGAUCAUUAACAUCUCAAAGAAGCCCAAGACACCUUCACUGACUGUGUUCCUUAUUGGCCAGGCUUCCAGAGAUGCUGAAAAGGCUAAGGAUGUGCUGUGCCGUUUGGAGCACACAACACUACGCAAGGUAACAGCCAACACGGCUAUCUAUUACGAUCCGGACCCACAGAACACUGUGAUCACUGAAGACCAGGAGUGGGUGAACGUGUAUUACGAGAUGCCGGACUUUGAUGUGAGCAAGAUCUCUGCCUGGUUGCUGCGUAUUGAACUGGACAGGAAGAGAAUGACGGAUAAGAAACUCACCAUGGAGUCCAUAUCGGAGAAAAUCACUGCUGGUUUUGGUGAUGACUUGAACUGUAUCUUCAACGACGACAAUGCUGAGAAGUUGGUGCUGCGGUUGAGAAUCAUGAACUCAGAUGACAGCAAGAUGCAUGAUGAGGAGGAAGCAGCAGACAAGAUGGAAGAUGAUGUGUUCCUACGUUGUAUCGAGGCCAACCUGCUCUCAGAUAUGUCCUUGCAGGGCAAUGAAGCCAUCGCUAAGGUGUACAUGCACUUGCCCAAUACUGAUGAUAAGAAGCGCAUCUUCAUCACGGACGAGGGCGAAUUUAAGGCGGUGGCCGAGUGGAUUCUGGAAACUGACGGCACUUCUCUCAUGAGAGUGCUCAGUGAACGUGAUGUGGACCCCAUCAGGACAACUACCAACGAUAUUGUGGAAGUGUUUGCUACCCUUGGAAUUGAAGCUGUCCGUAAGUCCAUUGAGAAGGAGAUGAACCAUGUGAUCUCGUUCGACGGUUCUUACGUAAACUACCGUCACUUGGCCCUGCUGUGUGACGUGAUGACUGCUAAGGGCCAUCUCAUGGCCAUUACCCGUCACGGCAUCAACAGACAGGAAACUGGUGCACUUGCUAGGUGCUCGUUUGAGGAAACAGUCGAUAUUUUGAUGGAGGCGGCUGCCCACGCAGAAUGUGAUCCGAUGAAGGGCGUGUCAGAGGCCAUUAUGCUGGGUCAGCUAGCGCGUAUCGGGACUGGGUGCUUUGACCUGCUCCUGGACGCGGAGAAGUGUAAAUACGGCAUGGAGAUACCCACCAACAUCGGGGCCGGCAUGAUGGGAGGAGUUGGUACAGGCAUGUUCUUUGGUGGAGGGGCGAGCCCGGCGGCUGGAAUGUCUCCUCAGAUGACACCAUGGCAACAGAGUGCCACACCUGGUUAUGCCGGGGCCUGGUCACCGGGUGUUGGCAGUGGCAUGACUCCGGGGGCAGCUGGGUUCUCACCAUCUCAGUCCGAGAGUGGCUACAGUCCAGGGUACAGUCCAGCAUGGUCCCCACAGCCUGGCUCCCCAAGCUCCCCUUCAAGCCCCUACAUUCCGAGUCCACGUGGAGCUAUGUCACCAAGUUACAGUCCGACAUCACCGUCGUAUAUUCCGAGCUCUCCAGCUAUGUCUGGUGGAACACCACAGAGUCCUGGAUAUUCACCAACAUCGCCUAGCUACAGUCCAACAAGUCCAGGAUAUUCGCCAUCAUCGCCGAAUUACAGUCCAACAUCGCCAUCAUAUUCGCCAACAAGUCCUUCCUACAGCCCGACAAGCCCGUCGUACAGUCCUACCAGUCCAUCAUAUUCUCCGACAAGCCCCAGCUAUAGCCCGACUAGUCCCAGCUAUAGCCCAACUUCGCCAAGCUAUAGUCCAACUAGUCCUAGCUAUUCUCCAACAAGUCCGAGCUAUUCGCCAACAAGCCCAAGUUACUCUCCCACUAGCCCAAGUUACAGCCCGACUUCCCCCUCGUAUUCCCCAACUUCCCCCAGUUACAGUCCUACAAGUCCUUCAUACUCCCCAACAAGUCCAAGCUACUCCCCAACGAGUCCAAGCUACUCGCCGACAUCACCGAGCUACUCUCCAAGUAGCCCCAACUAUAGCCCCUCUUCACCAAGCUACAGCCCUUCAAGCCCCAGUUACUCCCCUACGAGCCCCUCCUACUCGCCGUCAAGCCCCAAUUACAGCCCCUCGUCCCCAUCUUAUUCCCCCUCCUCCCCGAAAUUCAGCCCCCAGUCCCCCAGCUAUUCACCCACCUCCCCCUCCUACUCCCCCUCCAGUCCAAAAUAUUCCCCUGCAUCUCCCAGUUACUCCCCGACAAACUUCAGCUACUCCCCCAGUUCCCCUCAAUAUUCCCCCUCCUCUCCGGCAUACUCCCCAUCAUCCCCUGCAUAUAGUCCAGGGGCUGCGAGUGACAGGGGGUCUCACAAGUAUUCCCCAAGCUCCCCGCAGUAUAGCCCAACAUCCCCAACAUAUUCCCCCUCGAGUCCUCAAUAUUCCCCCGCAAGUCCGAGUUACUCGCCCUCAAGCCCCCAAUAUUCCCCCGCUAGCCCCUCCUACAGCCCUUCAAGUCCCCAAUACAGCCCUUCAUCACCCGCCUACACACCUACCACCCCGAAAUAUUCACCCACCAGCCCGACAUACAGCCCAGCUGAUGAGGACAGUGAUAUGGACUAGAAUUGUGGUUUUGAUUAGAGUAUGGGUUGUGAUAGUUACUAUGAGUGUUCAAACUGUGCGGAAAACAGCAAAUCAGUUGCUAAAUAAUUGUGAAAGAGUUUUGCUGAGUUUUUGUCUUAUUCAUGUUGGUAAACACACUCACAUCUGUGACAUAACUGAUAAAACUAUGUGAAAUUUUAUUUUAGACAUGGUGGAUGUUUUGUACAGAUAUGUAAAGAAAAGGUGAAAUUCAUAGAUAUUGUACAUACAUUCAUGUUCUUCAUAUAGAACAUUUUCUAUGAAUAGGAUAUAUGUGUACAUAUUUUUGUACUGUUUUUAUAAAUGUUCCACCUUCAGUCACUGUUAAGGUUCUCCACAUGAUAUUGGGAGCCCUGUAGAAUAAAUGCGUAUUUAUUCUUCUAGCAUGUUUGGUUUUCACAUCCUGUUAGUUUUAGCUUUAUUUUUGUAUUGAUUAUAUUGAUAAAGUAUUAUAACUUGAUCUGAUCAAUGAUUAUUUUGUGGAGUGAAAGUCUUGCUACUCUUGUAUCAUGUGUAUGAUAAGUCGAAUGAAAGCUUUCAAGUUGUUUUUAAGCCAUUGCCAUACUUUAAUAAAGUAGUAUACAUAGCCUCAAAUUCAAACACUUCAAAAGUGUUAAGUGUUCAAGUGUACAUAUUUGUUAUGUAGUUUUCAUCAUGCAUCUAGAUAUAUUGAAGUUUUGUUUGUUGUUUUUCAGGAUGUAUUUUUUGUAUUCAUAUUUUAAAAAAUUAUGGAAAAAAAUCAUCAUCAAGACUCAUUGUAUAUUUGCUACAAUUAAUGUCAAGUUCAUUAUAUAGGUGUUCAUUGGUACUUCGUGCUAUUUCAUCCAUAGUAAAUGACGUCUGAGAGGUUUUGUCUCGGGUUUCAACAAACAUAUCUCUUGUUUCAACGCAAACAUGGCAGUGCUAUUAUUCAAAUGGUGUUAGGAAUCCUUGUACAUAUUGCCAAACUGCAUCUAGAAAUGGUGUAAAUAGUCAUUAUUUUAGCCGGGAGUUGGCGAUUUAAAUAUGUUGAGUAAAAAUCAGAAAUACUCUGUUAACUAUUUUUGUUAGGGCUAUUCCAUUUAAACAUGUAACCCCCCUGGUGGAAGGCACUUUUAAAUUAUACCAACUCCUACAGAAGCAAUUUUACCCUUUUGGGGUCCAAAUUAACGAAAAAAGACACCAACCCAUAAACUAUUAAAAAACCUAACCCCCCCCCCCCCCCCCCCCCACGGGUUAAUAUGUUUAACUGGAAUAGCCUUUAGUAAUAUUUGAAUGAAUAUCUGUCUUACUUGUGGUUAGGAUUAUUUGAACUUUCAUUCCAUGAUAUGUUUGGCAUUUUUGUGUUUCCUAAUAUGCAGUUAAAUUAGUGUUUUAUGCCCCUAAAAGUAUAUAUAGUAGUUGCACUGUCCGGCUGUUACUAUUGUGUCUCGGCUGUAUUAUUAUAAACUUGCUCAAUUAUUAGGAUUUCGAUCAAACUUCACAGAAAUAUUAAGAAGCCUAGGGGUCAUCACUCCGACACUUUCCAAAUCGGGGGCAUUUGUCACGUUCCUGUGACAGCUCAUCCUAAUCUUAAAACUGUAAACGUUUCUUUUGAUGUAGCAAACAGUGAAACUUUUUAAGGAAGUGUUUUUGUAAAGAACUAAGGAAAUUAUCGCUGGAUUCGAUGUUGAACUUUUACAGGAAUAGUAACUUGGUGUUGUAAAAUAUUAUGAUGUCUGAUACCUUGUUUGUUUGUUUGGAAAAUAAAAAUAUAAACGUUA